GCAAGUAGACCGGGGCUCUGGGGGGUGGGGGUUGCAGUGGAAGGGAGGAGGAGGGGGCGGUAGAGGAGGUGCUGCGGGCGGGUAGCGCGCGGGAGCUGCAGGCAAGCUGGCUCAGACCUUAACCGGAGUGCUCGCCGGCUCCUAGCAGCUUCUGAAACGCCUCGGCAAGGGAGGACGUGCGGGCCAAAGCAGCAGCUGGCUGAGACGCGACCUGCGUGGGAUUGGCGGAGUACAAGCCACGGGCUGGGGCUGCGAGCGCCGGGGGAGCCGUAAAGACACCCGCAGCACCUCCGGCCAUUCCGGAACGCACGCGGUCGCUAGCACUGCGGGAUCAAGGGCUGCGCUGGCCAGAGGCCGCCCCUGACUGGCCUCCCUGCUCUGCUGUCGGGCGUUCCCUGCCCCGCUCGUGCUGCCAGCUCGCCAACUCUUCCGGGAGGCCGGGGCAUGAACGGCUACGGCUCCCCCUAUCUGUACAUGGGCGGCCCGGUGUCGCAGCCUCCGAGGGCGCCCCUGCAGCGCACACCCAAGUGCGCGCGCUGCCGCAACCACGGCGUGCUGUCUUGGCUGAAGGGCCACAAGCGCUACUGCCGCUUCAAAGACUGCACCUGCGAAAAGUGCAUCCUCAUUAUCGAGCGGCAGCGGGUCAUGGCGGCGCAGGUGGCACUGCGCCGGCAGCAGGCCAACGAAAGCCUUGAGAGCCUCAUCCCGGACUCGCUGCGAGCCCUGCCGGGACCCCCGCCAUCCGGGGACACCGCUGCGGCCGCUGCCCCGCAGCCGCCACCAACCUCGCAGCCGUCUCAGCCGCCGCGCCCCGCCGCCGAGUUGGCUGCCGCCGCCGCGCUGCGCUGGGCUGCCGAGCCCCAGCCCGGGGCGCUGCAGGCGCCGCUGGCCAAGUCAGAUUUGACUGAAGAGCGACUUGGGGACAGCAGCAUGGCAGACAACACAGAGACCUUCAGCGACAAAGACACCGACCAGAGGAGCUCCCCAGAUGUUGCAAAAAGUAAGGGCUGCUUCACCCCCGAGAGCCCUGAGAUAGUGUCGGUGGAUGAAGGUGGGUAUGCAGUCCAGAAAAACGGCGGCAACUCCGAGAGCCGCUCUGACAGUCCCAAGUACCAUGGGGAACAGAAUCAUCUCCUGAUCGAGGGCCCCUCAGGGACCGUGUCUCUGCCCUUCAGCUUGAAAGCCAACAGACCCCCACUGGAAGUGUUAAAGAAAAUAUUCCCCAACCAGAAGCCCACGGUGCUUGAGCUGAUCCUGAAGGGCUGUGGGGGAGACCUGGUGAGCGCCGUGGAGGUCCUGCUCUCUAGCCGAUCCUCAGUCUCCGGGGCUGACCGAACUUCAGCAGAGCCCGAGAGUCUGGUGUUGCCCUCCAAUGGGCACAUCUUCGAACACACCUUGAGCUCCUACCCCAUCUCCUCUUCCAAAUGGUCAGUGGGGUCAGCCUUCAGAGUCCCAGACACCUUGAGGUUUUCUGCUGACUCGAGUAACGUUGUCCCCAACCCCUUGGCCGUCCCCCUGCAGCACCCUUUCCCCCAGCCACCCCGGUACCCACUCAUGCUGAGGAAUACUUUGGCAAGAAACCAGUCGAGCCCGUUUUUGCCCAACGAUGUCACCCUGUGGAACACCAUGACGCUGCAGCAGCAGUACCAGCUGAGGUCCCAGUACGUCAGCCCGUUCCCCAGUAACUCUGCCAGCGUCUUCCGAAGCUCGCCUGUCCUCCCCACUCGCACCCCAGAAGACCCUCGGAUCUCCAUCCCUGAUGAUGGCUGUCCGAUUGUGUCAAAGCAGUCCAUUUACACUGAGGAUGACUAUGACGAGAGGUCUGACUCCUCAGACUCCAGAAUACUCAACACAUCAUCUUAAAGUGGCACCAGAUGGGAGGUGACCAGGCGACAUGUUCUGUGCAUUUGAAGCCUGGCGGGGGGACCCUGAGGAGAGGCCACAUCCUAUGUACACCUUUUCCUUCUGUUUGACAGAGUGACUGUGCUUGAUUCUGUACCUUAGCAAUAAAAGCAUAACUUAUUUAAUUUCUUGCACUUCACUGGAAAAUGCCAAAUAGCUCUGCUCUGUGGCUUUAGUGCUAAAUGUUCAUUGUAAAAGAAAGUCUAAUGCUAAGAAUAGUCUAGGGAAAGCUGGGUCCACGGGAGAUUUAUUUGGGGAUGUAAAGCUGAAGGUCAGAAUGUUCAAUAAAAUAGUAUACUUGAAUGCAGUUUUGUAAACGAGGAUUCCUCAGGAUAUGUGAAACCUAAAGGAAGCGGUUCAAUUGCAAAUGGACUAUAAACAGAGACAUUAUAUUCUUACGCUAAAAAUCCUUCUUGCAUUUUAAAGAGUGACUGCACGUAAGAAUAGAGCAAACUGCUCACAUGCUUAUUUAAGCCUGGACGGUUUUCAGAGAGACUCCAUUAAGAAUUAUUCUUUUCACAUGGCUGAAUCGAAACAUGUGUAAUGUCAAUGUAAAACCAAUCACAGCUGUGAACUGCAUGAAAUGUAUUGUGAAAUGAACACAAGAUUAAGCUUUGUCAGGUUAAUGUAGCAUGCUGAAGACUCUAGAAGAAAUAAACUAAGGAGAUGAUUUUGGUUUAUGUCAUUUCUGCUGUGGAAAGAGGAUCUCUAAAAAUAGAAACCUGA
Molecule: messenger RNA, 2628 nt
Organism: Phyllostomus discolor (pale spear-nosed bat)
Lineage: Eukaryota; Metazoa; Chordata; Mammalia; Chiroptera; Phyllostomidae
Gene: DMRT3
Product: doublesex and mab-3 related transcription factor 3
Exons: 2
Coding region: 445-1863 (472 amino acids)
Biological process (GO): regulation of transcription by RNA polymerase II; male sex differentiation
Cellular component (GO): nucleus
Molecular function (GO): protein binding; RNA polymerase II cis-regulatory region sequence-specific DNA binding; DNA-binding transcription factor activity, RNA polymerase II-specific
Source: RefSeq, a predicted model, not a curated record